Molecule: messenger RNA, 1299 nt
Organism: Marchantia polymorpha subsp. ruderalis
Lineage: Eukaryota; Viridiplantae; Streptophyta; Marchantiopsida; Marchantiales; Marchantiaceae
Source: the annotation of a GenBank genome assembly
GACGUUCCCAUCUUCGCAUCAACAUAUGUCUUCUCCUGCGUCUUUUCACCACCUCCGAUGCUGGAUCUAUCCAGCACCAUAACCUGACCAGGUCCAGUAUGCGUUUCCGACAUGAUGUGAGCUACACGUCUGAUAAUGAACGGCACCCUAUGUGCAUUCUUCCAUGGUUAAAACCGACCUCAAAGUCCUUCUCAUGACACCUUCGAGAGUGGCCAACUUGUGAAACGAGACUACUAUAAAAUCAAUCGGGCCUACACUGCAGUGAUAUUGGUAGUGUGUUGGUUUAGGUUAGGCCCAAUUUUAGUUGCACCGGGUGCAGUCAAACGCGCAGUCACCGUAGGGAUGUACUUUAUUGAGAUGAUGACAAAAGGAGAGAGGACGAGCGACUCGGGCGAGCGAGCGAGCGAUCAGAAGGACAAAGAUUCGUUUCGAACCUCCUCGUAAAGCUCAUUCAUAACCACCAUCCUACUAGGGCAGGGAGAAAGAAAGCACAAGGACCUAAACGCCGAAAAGAACUCUGACCACAGGCAAAAUUCGCUGAAUAUUCCAGAAGGACUUCGUGGCGUCUGAAACACCACAUUAAGGACCUUCCCCCCUCACGGUGGCUUGUGCUAGCUCAGUAGUUCGAAUCACCACGAGAAACAACGGCCAGGGAAAGUUGUUUCUCCGGGAAAGAGUCACGGUGAUUCGGGAACGGAUAAGCACCAACGGAGUAACACGUCGGAUCGAACUGGCCUGGCCUAGUCACAAGCUCUCCGAACCGGGAACAGGUUCGGACAUAGCUUCGGCACUUCAAACUGAAUAGAGAGCAAGUCUAUCGGGGCGCUGCAAGGCUGCCCCAAUGAUUUGCAUACCGGAGGGAGGCGGAGCCGCCGGCCAAGUUGGACGCCAUAACGGUAAGGCAAGUGCGACCAGGGAAGGCGAGCGUAGUGGGGAGCUGGUCUGGAUAACCUUGACGAUGGAUUCUUUGAGCCAUGGGAGCAAGGAUUUUGAUCUGCUCAGCAGCGUCCGACGUGGUGAGGUGAGGCGUGCGGUCGACACGUGGGAUCGAGCUUGUGGCGCUGAGGGCACCGUCGCCAGUGCAAGUUGCUUCAGAGCCACCAGGUAAAACAAAUGGAACAUGCGCCCUCCUCGAAUCAAUACCGAACUGGCCAUGCCAGACACAAGAGCUAACCUCAUGCUGCUGAAAACAGGUUGACAUUGCUGCAACUGGAUGCCCCUCAUGAAGGGUUCUUUACCUCCUUGGCUCGGUAGUUUAAUUUAAAGUCUGUCCUACUCGUUUUUGGUGAGUUCUUGGUC